This is a messenger RNA of Juglans regia (Persian walnut), 2717 nucleotides long. RefSeq names its product carbon catabolite repressor protein 4 homolog 1-like. Gene Ontology annotation, biological process: nuclear-transcribed mRNA poly(A) tail shortening. Bases 548 to 2350 code for a protein of 600 amino acids. Gene Ontology annotation, molecular function: poly(A)-specific ribonuclease activity. The record is from RefSeq and is a predicted model, not a curated record. Gene Ontology annotation, cellular component: CCR4-NOT complex; nucleus; cytoplasm. The transcript is spliced from 12 exons. NCBI's taxonomy places the organism in Eukaryota, Viridiplantae, Streptophyta, Magnoliopsida, Fagales, Juglandaceae.
AUUUUAUAUAUAAUGCCCCCUUCUCGCUACGUCUCCCAUUUCAUAUGGAGCACAGACCGAUUACUUUUCUCAGUGCCUCAGUAAAACCCUAAUUUUCGAUCGCCAUCUCUCUUUCUCCCUAGUCCCUUUUCGUUUCUUUAUCUAAAACCCGCACUCCCUCCCUCUAGAAUCCUCGAAUCCCUUUCCACCCAAUCGAUUCACUUUAAUCGCUUCUCGAACCCUAACCAUUUCUCUCUACCCAUCUCUGUCUGACCUGAAAUCCCUCACUCUUCGCGCGAGAUCCGCUGAGACUUUCGUUGAAUUCUGUGAUUUUCUGGGGUUCUCUUUCUGUCCCGUCAAGGCUGGCGGUUAUUCGGGUCAAGUGAAUGGCGGAUCCGCCUGGGUUCCGUCCUCCCCCGCACGUGUGGUCUUCCCGAGAAAGCUUCCGGACCUGUUUCAUCUGUCUCCGUCCUUGUGUGUACCCCUCUGCUCGAUUUUCGUUGAUAGGGUUACAGAACUGCGACGAUUGCUGAGUGGAAAAAAUAGAAACAAAAGGUAGAAGAAAAGCAUGCUGAGUGUGCUGCGUGUGCACCUCCCUUCUGAUAUCCCCAUUGUAGGCUGCGAGCUCACGCCCUACGUUCUCCUCCGUCGGCCCGACAAGACAUUCACAACCGACGAUGUGCCUGAUUCAGCUCCACUGGACGGCCAUUUCUUGAGGUACAAGUGGUAUCGUAUACAAAGUGAUAGAAACGUUGCUAUCUGUAGCAUACAUCCAUCUGAGCAAGCCACAUUGCAGUGCUUAGGUUGUGUUAAGGCCAAAAUACCUGUUGCCAAAAGUUAUCAUUGCUCUCCUAAGUGCUUCUCGGAUGCAUGGCAGCAUCACCGUGUUCUACAUGACCGUGCUGCAAGUGCUGUAAAUGAAAAUGGAAAUGAAGAGGAAGAGUUGUUUGGGCGCUUCAAUAGUUCAGGAUCUGCAGCUAGCUUAUCUGGUUCAGCAUCAACUACUAGCUUGACGAAUGGUUCAACACCUUUGUAUCCUGCUGCUGUUACGCAGAGGAGCGGUGGUGAAACUUGGUUUGAGGUUGGGCGCUAUAAAACAUAUACCCCAACAGCUGAUGAUAUUGGCCAUGUUCUUAAGUUUGAAUGUGUUGUAGUAGAUGCUGAAACAAAACUUCCCGUGGGGCAUGUCAACACUAUAUUAACUUCUCGUGUCAUUCCAGCUCCCUCGCCUAGUCCACGCCAUUUAAUCCCGGUAAAUGGAGCUGAUGCGAUGGGGCAUCUAGAUUCAGAUGGCCGUGUUUCAUCCUCAGGAACUUUUAGUGUGCUAUCUUACAACAUUUUGUCUGAUGCGUAUGCUACAAAUGAUGUAUACAGUUAUUGCCCCUCUUGGGCUCUUUCCUGGCCUUAUCGCAGACAAAACUUGUUGAGAGAAAUAGUUGGCUACCGUGCUGAUAUUGUUUGUCUUCAGGAGGUUCAGAGUGAUCAUUAUGAGGAGUUUUUCGCUCCAGAGCUGGAUAAACAUGGCUAUGUUGGUUUAUAUAAGAGAAAAACAAAUGAGGUUUACAUUGGAAAUACCAACACAAUUGACGGGUGUGCAACAUUUUUCCGGAGAGACAGAUUUUUACAUGUUAAAAAAUAUGAGGUUGAGUUUAAUAAGGCUGCACAAUCUUGGACUGAUAGUCAGUUGCCAAGUGCUCAGAAGAAAACUGCUUUAAACCGACUAUUUAAGGAUAAUGUUGCACUUAUAGUGGUUCUGGAAGCGAAAUUUGGUAAUCAGGGAGUUGAUAAUCCUGGGAAACGCCAGCUUCUUUGUGUGGCAAAUACACAUGUAAACGUUCACCAAGAUUUGAAGGAUGUAAAGCUCUGGCAGGUUCAUACUCUCCUUAAAGGAUUGGAGAAAAUAGCUGCCAGUGCAGACAUUCCAAUGCUGGUUUGUGGCGAUUUUAAUUCUGUUCCUGGAAGUGCUCCUCAUUCACUUCUUGCUAUGGGGAAGGUGGAUCCGUUACAUCCAGAGUUGGCAGCAGACCCUCUUGGUAUCUUGCGUCCAAACAGCAAGCUGGUGCAUCAGUUGCCACUGGUCAGCGCUUACUCAUCCUUUGCGAGAAUGGGGGUUGGUCUUGGUUUGGAACAGCAGAGGAGGAGAUUGGACCCCACAACUAAUGAACCCUUAUUUACCAAUUGCACUAGAGAUUUUAUCGGCACACUAGAUUAUAUAUUCUACACUGCGGACUCUUUGACAGUGGAAUCCUUAUUGGAGCUCUUGGACGAGGAGGGCUUGAGGAAGGACACUGCACUUCCUUCUCCAGAGUGGUCCUCUGAUCAUAUAGCACUCUUAGCCGAAUUUCGCUGCAUGCCUAGAGCUAGACGUUGACACUUUGGGUGAUCCUGAGCAUCUUAGUGUUUGUCACUUUCUUGAGCAUUUCAAGUCUGGUCAGUCAGAGCAAAACAAAGAAAUCAUUGUUGGUGUUUGGACAGAUCAGAUGCAGAACAAAAACAUGCUUCCAGUUACAACUCUGCAUUCUAUAAGCAAGAGAUGUGGACAAUGGAAAAUACAUUUACUGAUCUACCACACAACUAAUAUGGCCUCUCCCAUUUUUUAUCCUUGAAGUAUAUUUUUCCUGAACUGGGUGGUAUAAAUGCAAACUAGGAACCAUGAUCGCAUAUUGCUUAAACCUUUUUCAUAAUGUUUUUAAGGGUUUUUGCCUUUUCUACGUAGUAGUUUGCAAUUGGUACUCCGU